Molecule: messenger RNA, 5249 nt
Organism: Sycon ciliatum
Lineage: Eukaryota; Metazoa; Porifera; Calcarea; Leucosolenida; Sycettidae
Exons: 5
Coding region: 386-4048 (1220 amino acids)
Biological process (GO): Notch signaling pathway; protein ubiquitination
Cellular component (GO): nucleoplasm
Molecular function (GO): ubiquitin protein ligase activity
Source: RefSeq, a predicted model, not a curated record
UCUUUCGAUCAGAUCAUAGCCCACAUUAGUUUCUUCAAACAUUGUACUUUUGUAGUUUGAGUGAGUUGUAGUUCUUGACCUGAACGGAAGAGUGCAGUUUGUAGAUCUACGACCAGCUAGAAACUUAGUAGAUCUAGUAGAUCUAGUGGUAGUUACAUAGAGAUCCACGGACUCAGUGGUUGAAAUAAUUUUAUGACCGUGACUCUGUGACAGCAGGUGGCUGUUUUGAACACCGACUAGAAAAAGUAAAAGACUUGUGUUCUUGCAAUGGUUUGCUCUAGCCGGUGCAAGUGAGUUGUAGGCAGUGAUAUUACUGGAUGCCGGACCGUGUUGACGUUCUGAUCAGUGUGAACAGCCUGUACUGGUGGUAUCGCCAGGGAACUUGAUGGCGAGUCCGAUGGACGAGGACGUGGACGCGUCCAGAUACCCAGCCAUUUUAGUGUCUGGCUAUCGUGCUCCCGAAGGCUGGCCGGACGGCGACGAUGUGGAGUCCACUCAGAAUAGGAUAACGGUGCACUUUCAGAAGCGGAGGAAUGGUGGCGGGGAGGUGGUCGAGACGAAGCUCCUGUCUGCUGAUGUAGCGCGUGUUGCAUUUGAAGAGCCGACUGUUGCCCACAGCGUCGUGAACCGUGAGCAUACAUUAAAGUCGGGAGAGAAGGUCAACGUUGUACCAGAGGUGAUGAGCGCUGGUAUUGCGCAGCUUAGCCCGCUGGUCACGCAGCUCUUCAGUGCGAGUGAGCUCGAACUUGCUUGCAAGCGCUUUAACACCAAGCUAUGUGGCGCUGCAGAAGUCAGUGGCGCCUGGUCCUGCUUGCAACGGCUCAGUGAACACCUCACUGAUUGUGUACGAGCUCAUCAGAACAACACUGGGCAGCAGGGAAGAAGCAACACAGUCGCCGCACACCAGGGCAGCCGACAUCCAGUGGGAGACAAUGUCAGUAGUUCAAGUCACCACACUUCUCACAGUAAAGUCCCAGUCCGCCUUGCUACCACGUUCAACAAUGCUCCGCACACCCAAGAGCCAAUGGCCAACAAGACGAGUAGCGAGACCAUGGCUCGGCACGCAGAGGCCGCCGCGACUAUGCGACCUUCACACAGGGCCAUCAUGGAACCUGAACUGACUAGUACAACCAGUGCAACAAGAGAGGAGGACUUGAUCCAGUGCUUGACGAUCCUUCCACCAGCAUACAAUGUCAUCCGUGUAUGCCACAGGGAUCAGAUUGACAAAAUGGUCAAGGAGACCAAUUGUGAGAUGCGAAGAAAUGGUACCGAGAUCAACUUUCGUGGGCAAACUAAAGAGGGCCUGCAAGAUUGUGUGGAGCAGUUCUUAAACCUGUACCAGGAGAAAUUGAGUCUUUUCCACCACCAUACGGUGAAAGUUCCAGAAAACACAACCAAAGAGUUGGCCAAAGCAUUAGUUGAGUGGUUUCGUGAACAGCAUCCGACAGCUGCAAUCAGCCUGGCCAAAAGGGAAGUCAUUGUGUACGGCUAUGAGAAGGACGUGAAGCAGGUUGCAGACGCAUUGGAGCAACGGUUCUUGUCGAAUGUGCCACUGUCGCAGAUGGCAGCUUCCAAGAGCGAUGUUGAAGAGCCUUUGUCACACCCCGUGCCCCACAGGGCACUGGGCAGGGGACAAGCUAUAAACUCUGCAAUAAUAUCUAUGGGUGAUCAUCCGCAACCUGUCGGUGUUAUCUCUGCAUCCAGUGGCUCGCAACGCUGUCUUGAGCAGUGUGUUCUGCCAGGAAACAUCCUGCUUCAGCUCAUGGAUGCAGACAUCACUACACAACGUGUAGACGCAAUUGUGAAUGCUGCCAAUGACCAAUUAAAGCAUUACGGUGGUGUAGCUCUGGCCAUCUCCAACGCAGGCGGACCAGAGAUUCAGAAGGACAGCGACAGGUUGGUGUAUAAACAACGGAGGAGGAUCCAGGAUGGUGAGGCGGUGUGGACUAAGGCAGGACGCCUUCCCUGCCAUUUUGUCAUUCACGCCGUCGGCCCCAUGUGGAAGCCGUACAACCAGCUUGUCUGUGAGCAAUCUCUGGCUGAGGCGUGUUGUAGUUCCUUGCAGCUUGCAUGCCAGUUAAAAUGCCAGACUAUCGCACUCCCGGCCAUAAGCUGUGGCAUCUUCGGAAUGCCCGUUCAAGUCUGUGCCAGAGUAAUGCUGGCCGCUAUCAAUGGCUUCUUUGCUCAAUCUGUCAACCACGGCACGAGUCUGAAAGAGGUACGCCUUGUUCUGUUUGAGCAGCGCACAAUACAGGCGUUUUGCAGCGAAUUCAAGGUUACAUUCAAGCCGCCGAUGAGUCACGAGAGCAGCAGGCCCCUAGUGCAUGAAACAUCGCCGUAUGGAGCGCCACCACCUGGGCCUGCAGAUGCUACAUCCUGUGACCAGCGCAAUGCACCGUACGAAGCAAGCUCGCGCUGUGCUGAUGUGCGUACCGCUUCAAUCUCAGGUGAUGGGGAUCAUAAGGAGUGGCCAUCGCUCUCUGAGAGCAAGCCAGGUGGUCAUCCGAACUCACGUUACGAAGCAGACGCUUCUCACGGUCAUCAAAUGAAGCAGUCCCAUGGUAGGAGCAGCAGCAGCACGAGAAAGACAUCAUCCAGUGGCGAGCUUGCAGGUGACCCCAAAAGAAAGUGCUCCACAGAUCCGCCCGGUCUGCAGAUUGAGGCCUCAGGAAGUGAUCGCUCUGUGACCAUUGUCACUACACAGCCAUCUGGUGGAGCCAAGCUGCCCGCAACAACUGAUGCCAUGGAAUCGGGUUCAACUACUCGAAGUGUCAGUACUGGUGGAGAAAGUCGCCCACUUGCAAGCGUGAAGAACCAUGGCAGAAAUCAUUCAGGAAAACAACGCACAGGGCGGCUGUGCAACUACCUUGGAUGCCAAGCCACUGCUACCCAGCCGCAAAAAUGUGGACACCAGUUGUGUGAUCAGUGCCAUAAAGAUACUCCAGGAGAUAUGUGCUUACCAUGCGACUCAGAAGCUUAUGCUGGGGACAUUGCGAAUGCACCUUCCCCUGCAGCCGCAGCAGCCAAACCGGCCGCUGCCAUUGACAAGGCCAUGACAGAUGUAUCUCACACUCUGUCAUUCAUCAAAUGUGAUGACAACCCACAGCCCAAAGACCAAUCCACACGUGAUCGCCCAGCAGAAGAUGACAAAGAUGAAAUUGCGCUGGUAACCAGGCAUUCUUCAAAGUCUAGUCACCUUGAUGGCUCCAAAUCCAAGACAGAAAGACAUGCUGGAGGAGCAGCAGCAUCCGUGCCUACAACUGCGACCACCGUAAGGCAAUCAUCGUCUUCAUCUCGUGGAACACCAUCACCAACAACAGCAGAGCCGUCCUCGGUAGCCACAUCAGCUUCACAAGCAGUCCAUGGAAAUCAGCAGGAGCCUACGAUUUCGACCACCGUUAUACAAUCAUCGUCUUCAUCUCGUGGAACAUCUUCAACAACAUCAGCAGAGCCGUCCUCGGCAGCCACAGCUUCACAAGCAGGAGCGGCUACUAAAGCCACGCCGGAGUGUCAAGUCUGUCUGGAGGUGAUGGAGAAGCCGAAAAUGUUGAGAUGUGGCCAUGUGUUCUGUACGCAGUGCAUGACUGGUGUAGAGAAGGCUGGUCACUACCAAUGUCCUACAUGCCGUCAGCCCUUCAAAGCAGUCCGUGGAAAUCAGCCGAAAGGCACCAUGAGAUUUGAUAGGUCAUCCAAUCAUUUGCCAGGCUAUCAUUGUGGCACUAUAUGUAUCCAUUAUAACAUACCUGGCGGCACACAAACCAUUGGUCACCCAAACCCUGGAAAACCAUUUUCUGGUGCAAGCCGUGCAGCCUACCUUCCGGACGAUAACGAAGGCAACAAGGUCCUGGCAUUGCUGAAAAAGGCAUUUGAUGCACGGCUGACGUUCACUGUGGGGCGAUCCGUGACAUCGGGACAGGACAAUACCGUCACGUGGAAUGACAUUCACCACAAAACAAGCAUGACCGGCGGAGUGUCUGCGUUCGGAUAUCCAGACAAAGGCUACCUGAAUCGUGUGCAACAGGAGCUGGCCGCUAAAGGCAUCGUGUGAUUGUUGGGAUAAAACCCUUCUGACCAGCCAGUAUUGGCCUUGAUGAGGACAGCUUUCCAUCACGAGUCCUUGCUCAUUGUCCCGGUAACGCUGCCUGCAGCCUUUUGGAGACGGCACUUUACAAAUUUGAACAUCCCUCUCUCUCUCUCUCUCUCUCUCUCUCUCUCUCUCUCUCUCUCUCUCUCUCUCUUUAUCUUAUUAUUUCUUUUCUAUAAUUUCCCCAUAUGAGUUCCUAUCAGUUGCUGUGAACACCUUGAGUGGAGAGCGCUUGCUCGAGCGUUGAACCCGGGUUCUUAAUCCACCAUACCCAGUUCGCAAGGCUGGGCAGGGUUGUGAGCAGGCUUUCAUUUCAUCUUUUCUUAUUAUUUCUGCUUUUCAUCUCAUUACAAAAAUUCUGCGCAUUUUUCUCCACCUGUGCAUAAAAUCUAGACUGACAACCUGCUUGUUAAAUCAUGCACCUGCUUUCAGGCGUAAAGCCCUGUUGUAGAGGUCUCAGUCCUCAUUUGUUAGACUUACCUGUCUUUAUAAAUGUAACUUACUCUCUCUCCUCUCUUUGUGUCAUGAAUGAUGCUGAUGGAUGGAACCAACAUUUUUGAAGUCUAUUCGUAGUAUUCGUAUUCGGCAUGUCCAUUCCCGUCCAGUGUUACCCACAGACCUGCUUUAGGUAGCAGCUGCAUUGCUUGAUGCAAGUUGUGAUUAGUAGCUGGGUUUGUACAGACAUGCCAUGCAGCGGACUGGGACUACUCUGUCCAGUGUGUUCCCUUGAUAACAGUUUUGUUCCAUUCUUUUCAGUUUGAAUGUUUGACUGUGAAUGUGUCUGUAUGGCUGCACUUGUUGUUGGACUAUGAGGCUGUGCUCUGCGUGGUUGCAACGUUUAAUUUAGUACUAAUUAGUAGAAGUAACGUGUUAUUGCGGAAACCGCAACAGUUGUUCACCAACAUACCCUGCUAGGAGUGCGACUACCCAAUCCUAUUAUGCUGCUACUUCUUGGUUUGUCUGUCUCCGUGAUGCUUCGCUUCUAUUUCAUUUUCUCAGUUCCCACGUGCCAUGUUUCAUAUUACACGGAAGUGAUCACCUUUCGGACGUUUUUCUGCAGAUGUGUUUCCUUUUUUUUCUAUUUUCUAAAGUUAUACUACUACUACAUGUACUGACUGGAUAUGAAUGACAAUAGGCAUCUUGACUUGCACUGUAUUCAUCCCAA